UGAUGAAGAGAAAGUUGGAGAAAGGCAAAACUCAUCAGUUCAUCCUGCGUGGUCCAGACACAGAACUGGCAACUCUGAGGGAGCUUCCCCACACAGCCUUCCAACAAAGCAACACUCUGUAUGCCAUUAGCAUCCCAUGUACGGAUGAGGAAAUUGCCAAACUGCCUCACUUCAGCCGAAGCCAGCUGGUGCUGACAAUGUUCCUCGGGAGUGGAGCGUUCGGCGAGGUGUUUGAGGGGCUGGCCAAGAACAUCCUAGGAGACUCUACAGGAGAGACCAAGUGUGCUGUUAAG
Messenger RNA from Aplysia californica (California sea hare), 293 nucleotides. RefSeq names its product proto-oncogene tyrosine-protein kinase ROS. Gene Ontology annotation, cellular component: signaling receptor complex. Lineage: Eukaryota; Metazoa; Mollusca; Gastropoda; Aplysiida; Aplysiidae. Gene Ontology annotation, molecular function: transmembrane receptor protein tyrosine kinase activity; ATP binding. The record is from RefSeq and is a predicted model, not a curated record. Gene Ontology annotation, biological process: positive regulation of kinase activity; regulation of TOR signaling; cell surface receptor protein tyrosine kinase signaling pathway.